GAAUUUUGUGGCUACAUCAGUUGGAAAAGUGACAUCGCGGUUAACGCGUCGAAAAUGCGGUUUAACACCGUCGCCUUUCGCAGGCAAAAUCUUUACUAAACGCCAACAAAAAUUUCAAAAUUUUAAGAAUUAUAAAAUUUUGAACUCGAAAAUUAAUACACGCCGCGUACUCUUAACAUCCGAUGAAGUUAGUGUUCUUGUGUGUGUGCGUCAUAGCCGCGUUGCACGCACACUAUCAUGCCACCACGCAAGCGGCACAAUUGCGUCGCGUUUGGAUGCAGGAUCAUUGCAAGAACGGAAUAUGCAUGAACAUCGAAAUCGGUCGCAAUGAUUUCGUGCUCCUUUCGCAAAUGCCAAUCGCUAACCAAAUUAUGUUGUCGUUUCUGAAUUCGUCGAUUUCGAAAAUACCGUCAUUAAUGUUCGAAACGUUUCCCGACUUGCAAGUGCUGCACAUGGAUAAUUGUAGUGUGGACGUUUUGGAAUCGCCACAAUUCGAAGGUGCCAGCAAUUUGAAGAGCUUAUCCCUGGCGCACAAUCAGCUUCGUGACAUACCUAAAAACAUAUUUCUUGGUGCUGAAAAUCUACACAGUCUCACGCUGAACAACAACAAAAUACAGAAGGUGCACAAUAUGAGCUUUCACGCAUUAAAAGAGCUGAAAGAACUCUCAUUAGCGAAUAAUCGCUUGGAACAUCUACCAACUGGCAUAUUUGCACCAUUGCGUAAACUUUUGGAUUUGGAUAUAUCAGGCAACCUGCUGCAAACAUUUCCGCGUGGCAUAUUCGAUAAGAACCUAAAUUUAACGCAGAUAAAUUUGGGACGCAAUCGAUUUGCGGUAUUCGAGUCCGAACUAUUCAAACUGCAGCACCGCAUCACCAUGCUGGAUUUGUCUGGAAAUGUGUUGCAGGAGUUGAUAUUGAAUUUUCCUGAGUUAAGUACUGCUAAAGCGAAUAACUGUGACUUACGCAAAUUGACUGUUUACGGGUAUGUUUCUGAGUUAGAGUUACGGAAUAAUUCGUUGCGUGAAGUGCCACAUCUGCAGCAUGCCGCGAAUGUCACAAGUUUGGAUUUAUCACACAAUCCACUCGGUGCUAUGCGCGGUAAUCCUUUACGUCGUUACAUUGGCUUAGAACGGUUGAACUUGAGUGCAAUUAAUAUGCAUGACGUACCAGAGCAACUGUUUAAAAAACAGACUCAACUAAAGAUUUUGGAUAUAUCUGGAAAUGCUUUGUACAACAUGAAAUUCACUAUAUUCGAUAGUCUAAAAUCUCUAGAAUUCCUAUGUUUCCAACAAAACAAUUGGAAUUGUGAUUUUCUGCAAUUACUGAUGAAUUCAUAUGUAAAACGACGUGAUGUUGGCUAUAUUGAAGAUACCAUAGAACCGGAAAUGGUCGAUGAUUACAUCGAUGGCGUGGCAUGUUGGUACGAAAAUAAUAAAUCAUCCAAAAAGUGCGAUAGCGCAACUUCGGAUGCAGCUAUGGAAUUGGCAAUUGUAAGAAAUGAUAUGAAAUCCUUCGUUGAUGUGAUGGACAAAAAAUUUGUAAAGGUCUAUCGCAUGCUGGAUGAAAUUAAGGCACAUUUGUAGUAAGAACAAGAAAUUAAAUAUAUAUAUAUAUAUUAUACAAAUGGAUAUUUGUGUAGCAAAAAUAAAUAUAUAACU
Messenger RNA from Teleopsis dalmanni, 1658 nucleotides. RefSeq names its product leucine-rich repeat-containing protein egg-6 (gene alrm). The record is from RefSeq and is a predicted model, not a curated record. The transcript has a single exon. NCBI's taxonomy places the organism in Eukaryota, Metazoa, Arthropoda, Insecta, Diptera, Diopsidae. Bases 183 to 1583 code for a protein of 466 amino acids. Gene Ontology annotation, molecular function: protein binding.